Pisolithus orientalis is the source of this 990-nucleotide messenger RNA. RefSeq lists its product as uncharacterized. The coding region runs from base 106 to 963 and encodes 285 amino acids. NCBI's taxonomy places the organism in Eukaryota, Fungi, Basidiomycota, Agaricomycetes, Boletales, Pisolithaceae. The record is from RefSeq and is a predicted model, not a curated record. The transcript is spliced from 4 exons.
CGCAUUUUUUUUUGCCAAAGGACAUUAUAACCGAAAUAACCGAAUUGUCCCAGAGUUUACGCCCCGCAUGAUUUUCGUGGCUGUCCUUGCUACUGGAACGAUCCAAUGUGGGGAAGGCCUCUACCGCCUGCAGUAGCCCCUCUUCUUGUUUCCCAAGCAGAUUAUAUUACGAACUGUACCCAGCUCCUCCACUUGGCAGACCGCAUCCCGAGUAUCCGCAAGAUGAUGCCUACCCGCGAUGAUAUAGUGAAUUACACAAGCACUUGGACUUUGAGUUUCGCUAGCAUCAUAGGGAACAGUGUUGAUAACGCACAGCAUGGAAUUGAUAGCUUGGGGCAGUUGCGAAACCCACGUCAUCUGCAGAACUUCGCGAGCCACUUUGCAGAUACCACGAAGGAUACUGAACGCAGUUGGAGAGACACACACAUAACCAUGGCAAAGAAAUGCGGCGAGUACCGGGCCGCUCUACUCGCAGAGCAAAGAACUGUGCUAACCAUGCUAGUGCCUGGUGGGAGGAAAUACUUCAGUGUUCUGCAGGCGAUUGUCGGAGUCAUGAAGUUGGUGCUCGCGGAGAUGAACUGUACAAUUGAGUGGUGGACGAGCAUUAGCGAUCGAGUCCGAACGUGGGGCGACGUUACCCGUCAGCCGAUAUCAGGGCAUGGCUUCAAUGACUUUGUCAGGAGCGACUUGUCAUCCGUCAUCCGCGCUCUAGAGUCGUAUUGUGGGGCGUAUCGAAAUCUUUCCCAAGAGCUACGUGGGUCAAUUCAAAGUAUUGAGAAAGACCAAAGUUAUUGUGAAGUAGAUGAGAUGCAAGCUGCUUCGCUCCCGACAACAAAUCAUCCGGUCAUGGCUACAUCUAGUCACUCAAAGCUGAGACGGCAUUAUUCCCCUCGCUCCCGGCCAUCGCUCCCAGUCGGAAGGAAGGAACUACUUACAACUUCAGAUUCGAGUCUUACUCUUUGAGCAAUUCUUGUUGAUUUGUUAUUUAUC